Molecule: messenger RNA, 4541 nt
Organism: Seriola aureovittata
Lineage: Eukaryota; Metazoa; Chordata; Actinopteri; Carangiformes; Carangidae
Gene: ppp1r21
Product: protein phosphatase 1, regulatory subunit 21
Exons: 22
Coding region: 606-2963 (785 amino acids)
Cellular component (GO): membrane; early endosome
Source: RefSeq, a predicted model, not a curated record
UCUGUGGUUAGAGCUCAUUCGAGGGGGAGGAUUUUGCGUGUUAGAAAAUGAAAGUAUUCGUUUAGGUGAAUUGAUUAUUAAAGCUGUUUCAGUAGCUUAGCAGCAGCUACACUCCCUCUCUGAUACCAUUUGCGGAGGCAGCGGUUCCACGACUGCUGUCACAUACACUGACCUAGCCUACAUGUGUUGGUCGGUGUCGGGAUUUGUUUUGCUACAUAGCUAGUUAGCUCUCGGCUAGUGAGCUAGCUAGCCGGCUCUGUCACAGCUAGCAGUGCUAAUGUAAAGAAAGCAUCGCUGUCAACUCGGAGUAACAUCCUGCUUCAGAAAUCAUUGUAAAUCAGAUGACUAGCAAGUGCUUCUUCCCCCGGGACUCGUGACAGUUCAUCUGUCACAAUGUAUCCGUGGUCGGUUGUACCAAGUAACGGACAGCGUGACAGCGAGCUAGCCCACCUGAGUUGCGUAUAGCUCACCGUGUCAACCGUCAACAUUUCAAGCAGCGGACAGUGUGAAGCCAGGGUUUGGACAAGCUAACCGGACAACCGGGCUAGCUAGGAUAACGUUAUCUAGCAUCAACGGUUAGCGACGGGAUAACGUUUCCAACGACAAUGGCUAACGUUACAGACCUGCAAACAAAAUACAGCAAGCUGGCUCAGGAGUACUCAAAGCUCCGUGCCCAGAAUCAGGUGUUGAAGAAGGGAGUCGUGGAUGAACAGGCCAACUCUGCCUCCCUAAAGGAGCAGCUGAAGCAGAGGGACCAGAGCCUGAGGAAGCAGGAGCAGGAGAUGGACAGUCUUAGCUUCAGGAACCAACAGCUGGCCAAGAGAGUGGAGCUGCUGCAAGAGGAGCUAGCUGUUAGUGAAGCCAAGGGCAAAAAGGGGAAGACUAAAGUGGAUUCUCCCUCACAGCAUGGCCUGCAGACCCAGAGUGUUUUUGAUGAGGACCUGCAGAAAAAGAUAGAAGAGAAUGAGCGACUUCAUAUCCAAUUCUACGAAGCAGAUGAGCAGCACAGGAGGCAGGAGGCCGAGCUGAGGGCACGACUUGAGGAGCUGGAGAAAGACUCCGAGCAGCACCAGGCUGUUGUGGAUGGACUCACCACUAAGUACAUGGAAACGAUUGAGCGGCUGCAGAGCGACAAGGCACGCUUAGAGGUGAAAGCACAGACUCUGGAGAGGGAAGCAAAAGAGUGCAGAAUGCGAACAGAGGAGUGUCAGCAGCAGUUGAGGCGGUGUCAGUCAGAGCUGAACAGACAAGUGAAACAAAGCAGCAGUGUAAUCCAGGAGAAAGUGCCCUUCAAUGACACCAAAUUUAGUGACUACAACAGCCUGAAUGUACCACCACACAAUCGAAGGCACCAGCUUAAGGCCCGGGACGUGGCAGGUCAGGCUCUGAGCUUUAUUCAGGAUUUGGUUGCUGCUCUGUUGAACUUCCACUCCUACACAGAGCAGAGAGUCCACAUCUAUCCCCGGGACUCCUCCAUUGAGCCCAUCUCCCCUCUUAACCAGAAGUUCUCUCAGUACCUUCAUGAGAAUGCAGCCUAUGUGCGCCCCCUGGAGGACAGCUUUUUGCAGUUACACCAAAGCAUCACAGAGGACACGGUCACAGUGCUGGAGACUGUGGUCAAGCUGAAGAGCUUUGCUGAUAAUUUCUCCUCAUACACUCACUUUCUGCAAAAGAUUCUUCCCUACCAGCUGAAAAGCUUGGAAGAAGAGUGUGAGGCGACUCUUUGUACUGCUGCCCUUACUGCGAAAAACCAGGAGCUGCAGAGUGACAUGAAGAGAGUAACUUCUGUGUUUGAGAAACUGCAGAACUACAUUAACCUUUUGGCCUUACCCAGUGUUCGGCAGGAUGCCAUGCCACAGAGCAGCACCUCAGCUGUCUUCACCCAGCUGGCUGCCUGCCUACAUAGUCUUCACGAUGCCGUUAAAGAGAUGUCAAAGCACUACAACCAGAAGGCUGGCUUAGAGCAGGAGCUGCCCACCAUCACCCAGAAGCUCUGUACCACCACAGAGUGCCUGCUGGGAUCUCUGGGCUCGCUCACCAGCAGCACUGGCAAGAUUGCUACUUUCUUCAGCAACAACUUGGACUUCUUCACAUCCUCAGGCUACAGUCCAAGAGGCGGCGCAGUCGCCCUCAACCCCUUGCAAGCAGAGAGUAUGCUGGCCAACAAAAAGAAAGCAGCCGCCUAUAUCCAUGCCAUCAAAAAGCCCAGGCCACAGUCUGUUCCAUACAGAGAAGCCCUGUCCAACCGUCGUAUACUAACCAGUUCCACUGAGAGCAGGGAGGGACUUACGCAACAGGUGCAGCAGAGCCAGGAGAAGAUCGCUCGGCUGGAGCAGGAGAAGGAGCACUGGCUCCUGGAGGCCCAGCUGGGGAAGGUGCGGUUGGAAAAGGAGAACCAGCGCAUUGCGGACCUGGAAGCGCAGCUUGCGGCAGCUCUAGGGGGAAGUCCGAGCUUGCAAACAGCUGCAGCCGGCACACUCGCACAGAACCAUGAGGAAGCGGACGCAGAGCAGAAAACUGCAGGGAAAGAGACUACUUUGUGCACCAGCCUGGUUGGCAUGUUGUGCACCACACCUACAGUUGAACAUGUGGGAGACGAGGAGUCUAGGGAGCAGCUGAUAAAGACUCACUACAUGACCAGAGUAGGAGAACUCACCACCCAGCUCCAGAUUUCAGACAGCAAAGCUGUGCACUUUCACUCUGAGUGUCGAGCUUUGGCCAAGAGAUUAGCCAUUGCAGAAAAAUCACGGGAGACCCUGAGUGAGGAGGUCAAACUGGCCAAUCAGAACAUCACACGUUUGCAGGAUGAGCUGGCUACCACUAAGAGGAGCUACGAGGACCAGCUCAGCAUGAUGAGCGACCACCUGUGUAGCAUGAAUGAGACUUUGAGCAAGCAGAGAGAGGAAAUCGACACGCUUAAACUUGGCAGCAAGGGGAAUGCCAAAAAGAACAAAGGUCGCUAGAGCUGCCCUGAAAACACUGGCUCCAUUUGGCAUCACAAAGGGCACCUUCAGAGAUGAGCUGGACUGUGGAGCCUCCCAGCAGCGUCCUGGUACCAACACUACCACUGUCACCAAACCACAGGAUGGCUACAUGAGCCUCAGAUUCCUCCCCUGACAGACAGUGGCAGUACAAAUGAACCGCAUGGAGGCUGUAACAUGUUUGUCUGAAGAAGCUUCUUUUUUACCCCCUUUUCCUUGUCACAGCACCAGUUAAUGAUUAAUAUGAUUUGCUAAAAAUGCUUUCUGAAACUGUCGCGGAAGCUGCUGCUUGACCUUUUGGUCCAAGCUGGGUGGGAGAGAAACAACUUUUCCCUCAAAAGGGACAGAGGAAGAUAAACAGCUGACGACAGUUGAAGUUGGUAAAACUCACUGAAGUCAAGACUUGAAGACCAAACCCUGUUGAUCAGUGUGUGUACUUUUCCUGCUUAGCAUACAUGUGAGAGAAAAUGAAGCUGCAUUCUCACUGCUUAUCUGUGGGAGCAGGUGAACAGAGCAAAUGUUGGUGUGGCUGUAUGUGUACAGAGUGUUGUGUCAUUGUGUGACUUUGGCACCAGGCUUUACAACAUGCGUGUAUUGUUUUACGCUUGAAGUUUUUUUUUAGUUUUUUUUUUAGGUCAAAUUUGAUAUUAUUUGUGCAAGUGGUUCCAAGGGGCCUGUAUGUCUACAUACAGCAUAACACCACUUUUAACACAUGCAUAUAUCACAAGCUUCUGUAAUGAAGGGCUUUAAAACCUGAAUGAACAACUAACAAAGACACACUUGAAUUCAUUCCUCAUUUUGGAAAAUUUUCAAUCCUCUGGGAGUGGAGAAAAGAAAGGAAAAGAAAUCUGCCUUGAAGCACUGAUUAACUGUGUUCGCCAAGACAAAAAGGGUAGGAUGGACAAGUCGGAGCUCGUAGAAUGGUGUCAGUCUGUCUCUGUGAAGUUACUCUGUAACAAGUCCUUUUUAUCACCAAAGUAAUUGUGGAUGUGCACUUGUGUGGCACACAAGUCUCUAAAUUCUUGUUGUAAUAUGUAUGGAUAAAAAGGGUUAAUAUGAAUAUACACUCAUUUCAAAUCAUGAUGUAAUUGUACUAUAUAAUUUCUAAAAAAAAAUAUAUAUAUACAAAAAGGCAUUUAUUUAGAGGUUACAAAUCUUUAUUUUCCACAAAAUUUGGAAAACUGAAUCUGCAGCUAGUUUUUUUGUGUCUCGUAUAAGACCAGAUUCCUGGGAGAUGUCAUAGAGGGGUUGGCACAUACUGUAACUGGUGCUUAGACAACCUGAUUCAUUAGUCAUGACAGAGCACAGUUAAAGUUUACAGUAAAAUAGAACCUCUCUGGCUAGUAGUGACACGAAUAACUGAAAGAAAAGCCUAGAAGUGAUUGUGAGCAUUUAAACAUCCUGUUUUCCAGUAUACACCUGCCAGCAAACCUUUGAUCACAAGGAUUUGCCAACGCCCCCUGAACUGAUAAAAAAAAUACUUGUAUUCUCACAGUGUAACCUGUUCAAAAGCACAUAUAAAUAUGUGAAACAAAAUAAAGAGCUUGCUCAACACUUAAA